AUGCAAACUCUAUUAUUCGAAGAAUCAAACAACAAAAAAAAUAAUUCAUACAGUAAUUACAAAUCAGAAAAUAAAGUCGAACCUGAAUUAUCGUCAAAUCUUUCCACUGCAGCCACCAUAAAUAAAACUACCACUAACAUUUCUAAUGCUAAUAUUAAAAAUAAUAAUACUAAUACUAACAAAGGUAUUCAUAAUCAAGUAGAUUCUACACCAGCUUCUACACCUUCUAGAAUAAAUAAAACAAACAAAAAUCCGACAUCUACAACAAAUAAUAAUAAUAAUAACGCUACUACCACUAUUACUAAUACAACAAAUAAUAUAGCUUCUUCACCGAAAUCAACUUCAUUAUCAACUUCAAUUAAUAACAACAAUAAUAAUUCUAAUACUACCACCACUACUAAUAACACCACCACCACUACCACCACCACUACAAAUCCAAACCCUAUUAAAAAGAAAGUUAUUAAUACAAAUACUGGUGAUAUUCAUCAUGAAUGGACACCAAGACAUCGUGUGAUGCCAUAUCGAAAUCAUGAACUUGAGAGAGAUUAUGAACGUGAUCGACUAUACAUGAAAGAUAUACCACGCAGAUUUGUUGAUAGAAUUUCUUCAAUUGAUUAUGAUAGGGGAAAUGGCAGAGGGGGAAAUGCUAAUAUUGCGAUUGGGAUUAGUGGUGGUAAUGGAGGUGGAGGUGGCAGAAUUAAUAAUAAUGACGGUGGUAAAAUAUCAACAAGACAACGAUCAUUAGAUGCCACCAAAAAAGAUGAUCAUUUAUUACUACCGCAUCGUGGUGGUGGUUUUGUCAGAGGAAGUGGUGGUAGCGGAGGUGAUCCACGAGAUAUGAUUUCUUGUUUUAGAAAAUUUGAUGACCGAACACAUCCUAUGGCGAUGAACCGUAGUCCCGACUAUUAUCAUGGCCCAAUGACUGAUCGAUCUAUGAGAGAUUUAGGCGGUAAGGAUCGUGGUAGUGAUCUUCAUUAUUAUAACAGUAAUAGAAACUUGCAACAAGAUAGGCCAAGAAUCGAAUCUAUAAGAAGAGAAGAAAGAUUACCAAUAGGAUUAGGAGGCGGUGGAGGUGCUGGUGGUACUAGAGAAUAUAACCAACAACAGCAAUAUAAUAAACAGCACCAGGAUCGAAAUUAUCAACAUAAUACACCUAACUAUCCAUCAUCACAAAAACAACAACAAUCACCACCAUCUUUUAUCAACAAAAAAGAAGAACCUCCUUUACCAUAUCCCUGGAAACGAUGUAUAUCCAGUAAAAAUAAGGCUUACUUCUUCAAUACCGAAACUCGUGAAAGCGGAGGUAAUCAAAAUGAAAAUAAUAAUAACCUAAAUUCAGGUAUAAACAAUAAUCAUAGAGAUCGUGAUGUUGAUAAUGAUGAAACGCCAAGUAAAAGGGCAAAGUUGGAUGAUAAUGAGACUAAAGGAGGAAGAUUACAAAAACAAGAACUUCACAAUAACGAAAAUUCAAAGAAACUUGAUAACGACACAAGAAGAUUAAUUAACAAUAAUAUUGUUAGCAAUAAUAAAGAAAUUAGGCCCAAUAGAAAAAAUAAUGUUCCUAUCGGCAAAUCAGAUUCGUCGCCAUUUUUACUUGAAGAAGUUAAUGAUCUUUCACAUAUGAUAGAAGUAGGUUCUGAAGAGGAAGAAGAUAAUGAUGAUAAAUUACCGGAACUUGUUGGUGUUAUUGGUCAAAUAUAUUAUCGAGGUUUUGCAUUGAGUGUUCUUAAUAAAAAAGCUGAAGAUGGUUAUGAGCGAGCAGAUUCAACUGAAUGGAUUGAUUGA
Molecule: messenger RNA, 1785 nt
Organism: Entrophospora candida
Lineage: Eukaryota; Fungi; Glomeromycota; Glomeromycetes; Entrophosporales; Entrophosporaceae
Source: the annotation of a GenBank genome assembly